AGGAAAAAGAAAAAAAUAAUUGACAACACUAAAGCUUUAAUUAACCAAUUUUAGCAUUACAUAUUCAUACAGUCUAAUCAAUUUGGCUUAAAUUAGUUAAGAUUAAAGAGUAUAUUUUAUCAUACUGAAGUUAUAUCAUUGUUACACGAUUUAAUUUUGAUUUAUUAUCUUGCAUAGUUACCGUGAAUCAAACUCAGAGCAGACGCUAUUAUUUAUUAAUAAUAAAGAUAGCUAAUUUACAACACCCAACACCCAACCCCCAACCCAACCCGUACAUCUAUACAUAUCAUCUAUACAUAUAUAACCAUCGAUAUCAUGUCUGAACCUAAAGUUAUUAUGGUUUCUUCUGAUGAAGAAAGAUUCAAGGUGGAUCAAGUUGUAGCUGAAAAAUCAGUUACGAUUAAAAAUAUGAUUAGAGAUUUAAAUCCUGAUGGAUUAACGGAAGAUUUCGAAGUUCCAGUAUCAACGAUUAGAGCUAAUGUUUUAUCUAAAGUCUUAGAAUGGUGUGAACAUCAUAAAACCACUGUAUUUCCAGAUGAAGAUGAUGAAGAUGCUAAAAAGACAGCUCCAAUUGAAGAAUGGGAUAGAACCUUUUUUAGAGUUGAUCAAGAAAUGUUAUAUGAAAUCAUUCUUGCAGCUAAUUUCUUGAAUAUUACUCCAUUAAGAGAUUCAGGUUGUAAAAUUGUUGCUGAAAUGAUUAGAGGUAAAUCACCUGAAGAAUUAAGAAAAGUAUUUAAUAUUACUAAUGAUUUCACAGCUGAAGAAGAAGCAGCUAUUAGAAGAGAAAAUGAAUGGGCUGAAGAUCGUUAAGAAUGAUGUUAGUGGUGUCUUAUAAGUAAAUAUAACUUGUAUUUAUGUAUAUACCUAAUAUAUUAUGAAUUAUUUUUGGUUUCUAGAUUAUGUUAAUUACUAUGCUUAUAUUCAUAGUGUUGCCACAUUGGAAAGUAUAACUGUGUUCUUUUGUUUUGUAUUACAUAUAGCAUACAACAAUCACAGUUACAUAUUACGCUAAUAUUAACUUCCAAUCACUUGAUAUACUUAAUCAUUCAUCAUUUCCUACUUUGACUCUAUAUAGCUAUCAACAUUCAUCCAUUACCACCACAGUGCCAUAUAACGACUUUGAUAUUUUUGAACCCUUUUACACGACCCAAUCCAAUUUCUUUACAGUUUUUUUUUUUAUCGCAAAAGUGUUCCAAAAGUUCCAAAUUAAGUUAUAACCU
Messenger RNA from Scheffersomyces coipomensis, 1220 nucleotides. RefSeq names its product Skp1 subunit D of kinetochore protein complex CBF3. The record is from RefSeq and is a predicted model, not a curated record. The transcript has a single exon. Gene Ontology annotation, biological process: SCF-dependent proteasomal ubiquitin-dependent protein catabolic process; mitotic cell cycle. Gene Ontology annotation, molecular function: cullin family protein binding. Gene Ontology annotation, cellular component: nucleus; cytoplasm. The coding region runs from base 316 to 810 and encodes 164 amino acids. Lineage: Eukaryota; Fungi; Ascomycota; Pichiomycetes; Serinales; Debaryomycetaceae.